Bemisia tabaci is the source of this 1215-nucleotide messenger RNA. The record is from RefSeq and is a predicted model, not a curated record. Lineage: Eukaryota; Metazoa; Arthropoda; Insecta; Hemiptera; Aleyrodidae.
UCGAUUUUACCUUUCGAUUUUAUAGCGGCACAAAACAUGGUCCUAGCCGAGCCGCAUUUGUGAUAUAAUGAAUUUUGGACCACUCUUUAAAGUAAGUGACUGAAGCUUUAUGUGUCAGCCACCCUCAGAAACCCUUUUUCUAAGCUGUCACUUCAAAGUUCUUAAGCUUCAUAACAUGUGAGUGAAGGCAUGGUUAUAUUUACAAAAUUUAAAGUUAUGCUUGGCAUCUCUGGAGUGCUGGAGCGAGUUGAAUGAACAGGUUCCCAGUCAGGCCCCAUAAUUGAUUACACCUGGUUCAUAGGCUCCGCCUCCUGUAUCCUACCCUCCUGCCUUCAAUUCAAUAGUACUGUUACCCUCCCUUUAUUCUUAGUUUUUUCAUUAUUUGUCUGAGUGAAGAAACACAUGAUUUAGGCCAUUUUGAACUCCAGCCAUUGUGUGCCAGUCUCCGUCGGGCUCCCUUCCUGGGUGCCUUGCUGCUUAUGAAGUCAUUUUCUUUCAUGAAUUGAUUUAAUUACAUUUUCAAGUUAUUGCUCACUGAUUUGAGCCCAAUUUGUACCUCAAGCAACCUGUUUUCUCUUUCUGGCUACUCCUUAGUGAGACAGAUAAGAGCUGCUAUUUCAGUCAAAAGUGAGGUUAUAUACACCAGUGUUUUUCUCCCUGUGCAUAUUAUUCUUAUCACCUCACCAUUAUGAGUCUACACAACGAGGGUAGUGACUCACAAAAGGGUUCAGAUAAUGAAUUUGAUGAUCAGGUGAAUGGAGAGAACCCUGGCAAGCAGCCCACCAAGCGCUCCAUGCGCCAAACUGCUUCCAGAGCUGUUCAAGUCCCUGUAGAAUUCACAGCCCUAUACGCCAAACGCAAUAGGUACUAUGAUAUGUUGCAACGUUCCCUUCUGGGCGCACAAGCCCUUAAUUCUAGAAAUUGGUUCUCCUUUGAAGGAACUUGGAAUAGAGUACUGCAGAUUGAGAGUAAUUUCAAUGCAACCCAAACAGAGAUUAUUGAGCUGAACGCCACUCUUCCCCCUGAGAAACAGUUAGAGGUAGAUAUCACUCAAGCGCAGUUUGAGGACAUGUUAGAUACCAUUUCAGUCAAAUAUUUCGGUUUGAAAAAUGCGUCCCAGAUUGUGAACGUUACACCGCCCUCAUCUCCCUGUGUUAAUUCGCCUUCGCCCUCUACCGUGCAAAGCCCUUAUGUUAAAGCUCAUGUCACCCUGCC